AUGCUGGCGCGAGUGACACAGUCGGUGCGGGCGGCGGCGUGGGCGCGGGCGCUGAGCGUGGCGGUGGCCGAGGCUGUGCCCGGCGAGCGCAAGGUGGCGGUGGAGUUUGACGACGGCUUUGCGGCGCAGUACGACUACGCCUGGCUCCGCGACAACUGCAUGUGCGAUGCGUGUAUGGACGCGGCGUCCGGGCAGAAGAACAUGUGCGCGUACGACUACAAUGCGCCGGCGCUGGAGGUCACCAAUGUGCGCCCCGGUGCGGCGCUCGAGGUGGCCUGGGCGCCGACGCCACUCCCGCCGUGGCUUGGCGGGCGGAGCAACGCGGCGCUGGCGUCGUCGUAUCCGCCGAUGGGCAUGGUAGUCGACGAGGCUUCGCCCGAUGGCUGGUCCAUUGCCGCCCACACCUCGCGCCUCGACGCAGAGUGGCUGUACGAGCACGCGUACGCGCCGCCGCCACCACCAGCCGUCUGCCACGAGCCGCCGACCACAACGUGGAACGCCGCCGAUCUGGCGGCGGCCGGUGGCGUGGUCGAGCUCGACUACGCCAGCUACCUCGAUUCGGACGACGUACUCUACGAUGCGCUCUCAUCGCUUUCGGACCGCGGCCUGAUCAUGCUCAAGAACGUACCGGCGGAGCGCGGGCCGGUCGAGGCCGUCGCGCAGCGCAUCGCGUACAUCAAGGAGACCAUGUACGGCCGGCUGUUCGACGUCGAGUCGACGCCCGAGGCUGCCAACGUGGCAAAUACCUCGAUCUCGCUCGCGCCGCACAUGGACUUGUGCUAUUACGAGUCGCCGCCAGGCCUCCAGCUCCUGCAUGCCAUCACGACCGAGGCCACUGGCGGCGUCUCGGGCUUUGUCGACGGCUUCCGGGUCCUGGAGGAUCUUCGGGCGGCGGCGCCUGAUGCAGUCGAGCUCCUCUCCUCGGUCCCGCUCACCUUCCACUACCGGCGCGAUGGACAAUUUAUGCGCUUCCGCCGCCCGCUCAUCGAGGCGGCAUCGCACAACGAACCGGUUGCCUUCAACUGGUCGCCGCAGUUUGAGGGCCCGCCGCGGCUCGAUCUGCGGACCGCCUCGGCCAAGCCCGACUUUGAGCUCAACGCCGACGCGUUCUAUUCGGCCUACGGCCUCUUUGCCGCCAUGGUCCGCGACCCGGCGUACCUCUACGAGUUCCGCAUGGAGUCGGGCGACAUGGUUGUCUUCCUCAACCGCCGCGUUCUGCACGCCCGGACCGAGUUUGACGCCGCGUCGGGACCGCGCCUCCUGCAGGGAACGUACGUCAACAUGGACGACUUUCGGUCCAAGCUGCGGGCGAUGAAGCUCGCGCGGACCACACUUGGUGAGAGCUAA
Molecule: messenger RNA, 1347 nt
Organism: Thecamonas trahens ATCC 50062
Lineage: Eukaryota; Apusomonadida; Apusomonadidae
Product: gamma-butyrobetaine dioxygenase
Exons: 1
Coding region: 1-1347 (448 amino acids)
Biological process (GO): carnitine biosynthetic process
Cellular component (GO): mitochondrion
Molecular function (GO): oxidoreductase activity
Source: RefSeq, a predicted model, not a curated record